This is a messenger RNA of Brassicogethes aeneus, 3888 nucleotides long. The record is from the annotation of a GenBank genome assembly. Lineage: Eukaryota; Metazoa; Arthropoda; Insecta; Coleoptera; Nitidulidae.
GUAAAUUCGCGAUAGCCGGCCUAUUUCUAAUCAAUUUCUUAUAUUUUUAUGUUUUAAUAAAUAUAAUGCAGACUAUUAUGAAUUGAUCAGACAUGUGCAAAUGUUGUUGAAAUAAAGUUCCAAAAUGGAUCAUUGUGAACAGAAAGUAAGAAAAAAGGAUCCAAGGGAAAGGACGAAUUUUUUGUCAAAGUAUUCUUUUUUCUAUUUAGUUUCCUUAUUCAAAAAAGGUUUUAAAAAGGACUUGGAAGAUGAACAUCUAUGUGAAGCUAUAUCUAGCUGCAACUCAUCAAAAUGUGGUAACAACAUAGAAUUGCAAUGGAAAAAAGAAAAGGAAAAAAGCAACCCCACUGCACUUGGUUUGCUCAUAAGCAAAUUUGGAAAGGAAUACAUGAUUUUAGGAAUUAUCGACUUGGUCUACCAAAUAGUUAAUUCUCAUUUGGAACCCGAAGCUGUUAGCAACCUUAUAGGUUACUUCAGCCCCAAUCCAACUAUCACACAAGAACAGGCAUAUUAUAGUGCUGGAAUGGUAUUAUUUCUAAACAUAUUUAGAAUAAUAUUCUUCCAUAACUAUACUUUAAUUCUACAACAGUUUGCAUUAAAAGUGCGAACCGCAUAUUCAUCGUUGAUAUACAGAAAAGCAUUAAAGCUAUCACCUAGCGCCUUAAACGAUAUCAGUUUAGGUAAUAUUGUCACAAUUAUUACAAAAGAUGUAACUUCCUUUGAAGAAAACGUUUGGACCAUCAACGACAUGUGGGUUGGGGCUGUUCAAUCCGUUUAUGUUUCUUAUUUGGUGUAUAGCAAAAUGGGGCCCACCUCUUUGAUUGGACUAAGUUUGAUGUUUUUGGUUUUUCCUUUGCAAAUGUAUUUUGCCAAAGUUGUGAUGAAAAUGAGGCUCAAAAUGAACAAGAAAACCGAUGAUAGAUUACAAAUUAUGCAAGAAGUAUUAUCUGCCAUUAAAAUAAUAAAAAUUUAUACUUGGGAAAAAUUCUUUGAUAACAAAGUCACAGAAGCAAGACAUGAAGAAUUAAUGAUAAUGUUGAAAACAUUUUACAUAAGAGUGGUAGUGAUUCUUAUCGGUCUGUUUUCUUCGAAGGUGUCAUUUUAUUUUCUUAUAAUGGUUUAUUUAUGGUUUGGUUACACUACAAAUGUGGAGAUGGUAUUUUAUGUGCUUACAUGCCUUGAAGGAUUGAGAAGUAUAUUGGCUAUCGAUAUACCUUACGGUCUUUCCAGAGGAGCUGACAUGUAUGCAGCCCUCAUAAGAAUCACAAAAGUCCUUAACGCAGAGGAAAUUAAAGAUUAUGACAGCAGCGACGAUACAAAUAAACCCCUGAUAGAAUUAAAUAAUGUAUCAGUUCAUAUUAAAGACAUCCAAAUACUAAAACAUAUCAAUCUUAGAAUAUCCUCAGGUUUAACUUUAGUUUCCGGGACUGUUGGUUGUGGGAAGAGCUCUCUAGUAAAAACAAUGCUAAGAGAUUUUCCAUUAAAAGAUGGCACUGUCAACGUAAACGGCAGCAUAUCCUACGCCUCGCAGGACCCCUGGUUAUUUCCAUCUUCAGUGAAACAAAACAUAAUAUUUGGUCAGAAAUACGAUCACAGGAGAUACCAUGAAGUUGUGCGUGUAUGCGCUUUGGAAUAUGAUUUCAGCCUUCUCGAUCAUGGCGACGAGACGAUUGUGGCCGACAAAGGUUUAAAUUUGAGUAAAGGACAACAAGCCAGAGUUAACUUGGCCAGGGCAGUCUACAAGGAUAGCAAUAUUUACCUGUUGGAUGAUUCUCUAACAGCUUUGGACGCCAACAUUCAAGACUAUAUUUUCAACGAGUGCAUCGGAGGUUUUUUACAAGGUAAACUCGUGAUUUUGGUAACACAAAAUGUAAACCAUCUUAAAUUAGCCGAUAAUGUAUUAAUCAUGGAUAAUGGUGUUGUUAGUUAUUUUGGAGAACCGCAGGAAAAAAUUGCGUAUAUUAUGGAACCUAAAACCGAUAAAAAAAGUAAGUCGAAGGAAGAAAUAAUCGAAGAUGAAAAAGACGUCGAUGAAACCAAAGAAACAAAUGAUAAUGAAAAUGAAAAACAGCAUGUUUACCAAGAAACUAAAAGAUCAGGUGGCGUUGAAUUAAGGACCUACACUAAAUACUUUAGAUUCGGCGGAGGAUAUUUGGUUCUAUUUGGAAUUAUAAUUUUAUGCAUAAUAGCUCAAACAACUGAGAGUUAUGCUAGCAAUCUAAUAACUAGAUGGGUUGACGAAAAUCAAAAAGCUGUAGAUCUAGAAGGUUCACAAAACACGUCGGAAUAUGAAAAAAGUAUUGCACAAGCUAAUUUUACAAUAAACAUAUACUCGGGGACCAUAUUUUUAUCAAUAUUUAUGGAUUUGAUAAGGGUAUACUUUAUGUUGAAUGUGGCAAGAUUGGCUUCGUUAAAUAUCCAUAAAGCUAUGACAUCAUCGAUUAUUAACUCCGUAAUGAUAUUUUUUGACAAUCAUUUUAUCGGGAAUAUUUUGAAUAGAUUCUCGCAGGAUUUAAGUAACGUGGAUGAGCAAGUCUCCAAUAUUCUUUUGGACAUUAUGAUAAUUAUUUUUGAAACAUUUGGCAUCAUAUUUAUCAUAACAUCAGUAAACUGGAUAUUCUUUAUGCCAGCCGUAAUAUUUAUAGUUAUGGCUUUUGUUUUAAGAUAUUUAUACAUGCCAGCAGGAAGAAGUCUUAAAAGACUCGAAGCAAUGACAAGAAGUCCUUUAAUCGGCCACUUGAACUCUUCAUUGGAAGGACUUACAACCAUCAGAGCUUACAGAGCUCAAACCAUCCUGAAAGAUGAAUUUGAUAGGCAUCAAGAUUUGUUUACUUCUGCUCAUUUUAUGAUGAUGUGCACUUCAAGAGCUUUCACGUAUAUCGUAGACUUAUGUUGUACUAUACUGUUAAGUUUUAUUGUUGUACGAUUCCUAUUCUUUGAGACAGAUACUUCGGCUGGAGAUGUUGGUUUGGUUAUAACGCAAGUGAUGUUACUAUCCGACCAAGUACAGUGGGGUAUAAGACAGUACGCUGACUUGGAAAACCAAAUGACUUCAGUUGAAAGAGUUCUGGAGUAUACUGAAAACAGAAAAGAAGUCAAAGAAGGCGUUAAAAUAGAAAAUUGGCCUCAAGACGGUCAAGUUAGGUUCAAAAACGUAUCUUUAAAAUAUGGAAAUGGUGAGAGAGUACUGCAUGAUAUCAGCUUUGUAGUUGAAGCAAAGCAAAAAAUAGGAAUUGUUGGGAGGACCGGAGCAGGAAAAUCCUCUAUUAUAUCCACACUAUUUAGACUUUAUGAUAUAGAGGGCCAAAUACUAAUAGAUAAUGUCGAUACUAAAACUUUAAACCUUGAUUUUUUAAGACAAAGUAUCGCUAUAAUCCCUCAAGAUCCUGUCUUAUUUUCUGGUACUAUGAGAAGCAACAUAGACCCAACUUACCUCUACACUGACGAACAAAUCUGGGAAGUCAUAGAUAAAGUUAAACUUAAACCAUUAGUGCCAAGUCUUGAACUCGUUAUUUCAGAAAAAGGCUCCAACUUCAGUUCAGGGCAACGGCAAUUAAUUUGCCUGGCUAGGGCCAUCAUAAGAAAAAAUAAAAUCGUAGUUCUCGAUGAAGCGACUGCUAAUAUGGACCCAAAGACUGAUGCACUGUUACAUGAUACCAUAACCGAAAAUUUCUCCAACUGCACAGUAUUUAUUAUUGCACACAGGCUGCACUCAAUUAUAGAUGCAGACAAAAUUUUGGUGCUUAGCAAAGGCGAAAUUAUGGAAUGCGAUUCUCCGAACAAAUUGCUAGAAAAUAAAGAAGGGUAUUUUUCAAAAAUGGUUGAGAAAUCGAAGAUUUAGGUAUUUUCUGUGAAAAUGUAUUUAGUUUAAUAAAUUAAAUGAAUUUG